ACUCAUUGAAUUGCUCGACGCUUUGCGGGGUAUUGUUAUUAUUAUUAUCACCGCGACAACCAAAAAGAGAAGGUUAUCCGAUAUUUUUUCAAAUUUAUUGCCUUUUUGAUUAGUGAAAUAGAACACACCUCUAGUCUACUUUAUUUUUCAAACCAAUCACAAGUAGAAGAGACAUGGACGUGACUCAACUUUUGCUCCAUGCUCAGUCAGCGGACUUUAAAUUGAGAUAUGAAGCAGAGCAAAGCUUGAAGCAACUUGAAGAAACCAACUUCCCCACUUUUGCAGCUAGUUUAGCAACAGAAUUAGCGGACCAGAGUAAACCUCCCUCUGUAAGACAGUUAGCUGGUCUUGUCUUGAAAAACAAAUUUGAUGCACGUUCCAGCGUAAGAAGAGAAGAACUUGCCAAGAGAUGGGCUGCAGUAGAAGAUACUGAAUCCAGACAUAAAGUAAAGGCUUUGUUGUUGCAAACUCUUUCCUCUGAGGUGCAAGAGGCAAGACAUACAGCCGCACAAGUGGUUGCUGCUUUGGCAGUCAUUGAGCUGCCAUUGGGUUUGUGGAAUGAGCUUAUUGAAAUAUUAUUGGGCUAUGUAGUCAAUCAGAAUUCGAGCGACGAACUUAGAGAAUCGAGCAUCAUGACGCUGGGUUAUAUGUGUGAAACUGCUUCACAAAAUGGAGAAGUUGAUAUUUUAAGUCAAAGAAGUAGUCAAAUUUUAACUGCAGUAGUAAGAGGAAUAGAAGAACCAGAAGAAAAGUUCAAUAUACGCUUUGCCGCGAUAUCUGCUUUAUUGAAUGCUAUCGACUUUGCAAAGGCUAACUUUGAAAGUGAAACGGAAAGGACAUAUAUCAUGAAUACAGUUUGUAAAGUUGCAUCGGGUUCAGAUGAGCGCAUAAGGAUAGUUGCAUUUGAAUGUUUUGUAAAAAUUGCAGAGUACUAUUAUUCACAUUUGGAUGCUUACAUGAACAUGUUGUUCCAAUUAACUGUGAAUGCUAUUACUAAUGAUGUUGAAAGUGUAGCUCUACAAGCCAUUGAAUUUUGGACGACCAUUUCAGAGGAAGAAAUUUAUCGAAAUCAGGAAGCCGAAGAAUUGAAUAAAAAGAGUUCCUCAAUGAACUAUAUCGUUCAGGCAUUGCCAUAUUUGUGUCCAGUCUUAUUGCGUUGUCUUUUAUUGCAAGAAGAAGAUCAAGACGAAGAUAGUUGGAAUAGAGCUACUGCUUCAGGCACAUGUCUUACGCUCGUUGCUCAAGCGAGUAAAGAUGCUGUCGUUCCCUUUGUGAUUCAGUUUGUACAAGAACAUAUUGGAAAUGAUACUGAUUGGCGUUCGAGAGAAGCUGCAACAUUGGCGUUUGGUUGUAUUUUGGAGCCAGAUGGACCUUCUGCACAAGGAUUGGAACCUCUUGUUACGGAAGCCGUUCCGAUUUUGCUCAAUCUAUUGACAAGAGACUCAAAUGUGGUGGUUCGUGACACUUCUGCUUGGACUCUUGGAAGAGUUUGUUCUUUAAGUAAAGAAGCAACGAAACGAUAUCUUCAACCAUUAACGGAAGCGGCAUUCAACGCUUUGGAACGAGAUGAACCACGAGUAGCAUCCAAUGCAGCUUGGAUCUUUUUGAAUAUUGCAGAGUCUUUUGAAGAGGACCAUGACAAAUUAAAUAAUGAGUUGGAUAUAUAUGUUGAGAAAAUAAUGUCUAGUCUCUUCUAUGCUGCUGCAAGAGAAGAUGCAGCGGAACAUCAUCUUCAAGUUUCGAGUUAUGAAGCAUUUGCGCCACUGGUACAUUGCGUUUCUGUUAGUUGUCAGAAUUUUAUAUUUCAGAGUAUACCUCUACUCUUAAGUAGAUUGGAGGCAACCUUUCAAAUGGAAGUGAAUGGAACCGAAGCAAGAAACGAACAAGCAGAAACUCAAGGCCUUAUAUGUGCUUCACUACAAGCAAUCAUACAACGCCUUCGACAUGACGUUGUAGAAUAUAGUGAUCGAAUGAUGCAGGCAUUUUUAUUUGUUUUAUCUUCUGGAUCUUCUUCUUCUGAACAUGAAGAUGCUUUGUUAGCUAUAGGAAGCUUAGCAGAUGCUAUAGGAGAAGAUUUCAACAAGUAUAUGUCUCACUUUGCUCCGUUUUUGAGUGUUUCUCUUCGAAAUUGGGAUCAGGUGGACCUUUGUAAAGUGGCUGUAGGUGUAGUCAGUGAUAUCUGUCGCUCAUUGGAACUUGGAAUUCUUCCGUAUGCUGAUGAUAUUGUUAUGUAUUUAUUAAGUGCCUUGAGUAGUCCAGAAUUGGACCGAACAGUAAAACCUCCCAUUAUCACAUGUUUUGGUGAUAUUGCAUUAGCGAUAAGUGGAAAGUUUGAGCGUUAUUUCUCUCAUGUUAUGCCAAUAUUACAACAAGCAGCUCAAGCUUCAUUGGCUGUGCAUGUAUCUGAGGAUGACUUUGAUACUCAAGAUUGGGUUAUUGAACUUCGAGAAAGCAUUUUACAAACAUGUACUUCCAUUAUUCAGGGCUUGAAAACGGAUAAUAGGCAAGAGUUGAUUAUUUCUGGAAGACAUUCAGAAUGGAUACUUCAGUUCUGUGAACGUGUUAUUCAAGAAAAAUUGUGUUGCACCGAAAAGUUGAUUGCUGCUGUUGUUGGUGUGGUUGGAGAUAUUGCGUCUGCUCUGGAAAGUUUGCGUCCCACUUUGAAACAGAUGCCGUGGAUUCAGCAGAUGAUCGAUCAGUGUUCAAAGAGUCCUGAUAAAGAUAUCCAAAAUGUGGCAAUGUGGGCAAAAGGAAUCGUAUAUUAAAAGAGUUGAAGAUUGAACUUGA
This is a messenger RNA of Galdieria sulphuraria, 2787 nucleotides long. Its product is annotated as protein transporter. Lineage: Eukaryota; Rhodophyta; Bangiophyceae; Galdieriales; Galdieriaceae. Bases 174 to 2765 code for a protein of 863 amino acids. Gene Ontology annotation, cellular component: nucleus; cytoplasm. The record is from RefSeq and is a predicted model, not a curated record. Gene Ontology annotation, molecular function: nuclear import signal receptor activity; small GTPase binding. The transcript is spliced from 9 exons. Gene Ontology annotation, biological process: protein import into nucleus.